AUGGAGCAAACUGGUCUGGAACAAAUCUAUAUUCCUAAAGCACGGUUUGUUUACUGGAUGGUGAUGCUAAACAGACUAAAAACAAGAGAUAGGCUGAAAGCCAUUAGUGUUAUAGAUGAUGACUUAUGUCCUAUGUGUGGUGAGGCCAGUGAAUCUGCAGAUCAUAUAUUCUUUCGCUAUCCUUGGAGUUGCCAGUGCCUUAGAAUCUUGAAUUCAUGGCUUGGAACUAAUAUAUCUUCACUCUCUUCUAUCAAACCAAGCAAGUGGAAGGUGUCAAAAUUCGAAAAGAAGACAAUUACGACCUCUCUGUGUAGUCUCAUUUAUCAGAUAUGGAACGCCCGUAAUGAUUCUGUCUGGAACUUCAAGCUGAUUUUGCCUAGUGUCCUUAUGCAGUCUGUGAAGUUAGAAGUUAAGCAUCAACUCUAUAGUUUAUAUCCUCACUGUGUGAAAGAUGUUAUUUCGUUGUUUUGA
Molecule: messenger RNA, 471 nt
Organism: Amaranthus tricolor (Joseph's coat)
Lineage: Eukaryota; Viridiplantae; Streptophyta; Magnoliopsida; Caryophyllales; Amaranthaceae
Exons: 1
Coding region: 1-471 (156 amino acids)
Source: RefSeq, a predicted model, not a curated record